Messenger RNA from Aspergillus niger, 1461 nucleotides. RefSeq lists its product as uncharacterized. The record is from RefSeq and is a predicted model, not a curated record. Bases 1 to 1461 code for a protein of 486 amino acids. The transcript has 5 exons. NCBI's taxonomy places the organism in Eukaryota, Fungi, Ascomycota, Eurotiomycetes, Eurotiales, Aspergillaceae.
AUGUCCAAGCGUAGCCUACUAACUAGGCAAUGGCCCUAUUGCCUCGCAGAAAUUCUGAACGCGUCUGGGAUGGUUAGUCAACUCUCAACUAAUAUACACAACGUGCAAAUGGCUUCCAUUGAUGCAUCUAUCGUUCCCUUUGGGGCGGCGAUGCGUGAGCAAUUUCUUUUCGAUCCCAACUUCCUAAAUCUGAAUCACGGCUCAUUUGGAACCUAUCCUGCAGCGGUUCGCACCGCAUUGCGCCACUUCCAGGAUCAAGUUGAGGCGCGUCCAGAUCCAUUCAUCCGCUACACCACUCCCAAAGAGCUAGAUGUCUCUCGCGAGGCUGUCGCCAAGCUACUGAAUGUCCCGCGGAGCGAAUGUGUCUUUGUCAAAAAUGCCACUACGGGAGUGAACACCGUCCUGCAUAACUUGUCUUUCAAGUCAGAUGAUGUCAUCAUCUAUUUUGAAACCGUCUACGGCGCUCUCGAAAAAGGCAUUGUAUCCUUUAUCGAAUCUAGAGCCGCUCAGAUUCGUAAAGUCCGAUAUGAAAUGCCGACUAGUCACGAGAACCUCGUGGACCGCUUUCUCCAGGUCGUCCGGGAGGCACGGAGCGAGGGAUUGAACGUGAAGCUUGCCCUUUUUGAUGUGGUGACUAGCCUGCCAGCUGUGCGGUUUCCGUUUGAAAGGCUCACUGAAGUUUGUCGCGAAGAAGGAAUCCUCAGCUUGAUUGAUGGUGCGCACGGUAUUGGGCAGCUGCCGUUGGAUCUCGGGAAGCUACAGCCGGACUUCUUUACAAGUAAUUGCCAUAAAUGGCUUUUCGUCCCCCGGAGUUGCUGUGUGCUAUAUGUCCCGAAACGCAACCAACAUCUCAUUCGAACCACCAUUCCCACCUCCUGGGGCUUUAUCCCCUCUGAAGACUCUCCUGCGACGGCCCCUUCUGUCAUGAAAAGUGACGAUGUGACGAAAAGCGCAUUUGAGAGUCUCUUCGAAUUCGUCGCUACCAAUGACGAUACGCCCUACUUCUGUGUUCCUGCUGCGUUGGAAUUCCGCAAGACGAUAUGUGGUGGCGAAAAGCGUAUUUACGAGUACCUGGAGAGAUUGGCAAAUGAGGCUGCCGAUAUCGUUGCCGCAGCACUUGGGACAGAUGUUAUGGAGGAGAGGGACCUACAACCGGGGAAGCAGAGCAAUCUUAGACGAUGUGCCAUGAGCACAGUCCGGUUACCGUUCACGUUCAGGGAGGAUUUGGCAGCUUCUGAUUCUACUGUUACGCUUUUGAGAGCCGAUGAGGCUGGCGCGGUGGUCAGGUGGUUCCAAACUACUUUGGUGGAGGAGCAUGGGACAUUUGUUCCUUUUGUUGAGCAUGGGGGCUGGCUUUGGGUGCGACUUUCUGCCCAGGUCUACCUUGAGCGAAAGGACUUUGAGUGGUUGGCUGAAGUCCUCAAAGUGCUGUGCCAGCGAUACAGGACUAAAAGAUAUUAG